This is a messenger RNA of Macrobrachium nipponense, 3660 nucleotides long. Its product is annotated as monocarboxylate transporter 2-like. The record is from RefSeq and is a predicted model, not a curated record. Lineage: Eukaryota; Metazoa; Arthropoda; Malacostraca; Decapoda; Palaemonidae. The transcript has 8 exons. Gene Ontology annotation, cellular component: membrane. Gene Ontology annotation, molecular function: monocarboxylic acid transmembrane transporter activity. Gene Ontology annotation, biological process: transmembrane transport. Bases 490 to 2934 code for a protein of 814 amino acids.
CAAAGAAAGUGGACGGGAGAGAGAGAGAGAGAGAGAGAGAGAGAGAGAGAGAGAGAGAGAGAGAGGUGUAGUGAUAAUGUCAUCAUCAAAAAAAGGGGGGAACGUUUUGAUAGUGUAUAAUGAAGUGAGGCAAAAUUGUGGACCCUUUUUUAAUUUCUCAAAACAUACAAUGAUUCAUUCGCAGGCAAGGAUUGACAGUUCCAAUGUGAAAAGCUACAUUAUAUCUGUCAUAUUAAUACCGUAAAUUAAUCGAAAACCAGUCAUUAUAUCACCUCAGUCCGAUUGCGUCAUCUGACGACAGAAGAUGCGUCAACAAAGCUCGACCGGAUUGCGUCAUCGUAGAGACGCCAGCGCCAUCUGUCGUCAGUUGCCGGAACCACUGACCCUUGAACGAUGAACUUGCGAGGUGUCAAACUGGGUCGGCUUUUCGAACGGGUUGUUGUCAAGAAACUCCGAGUAAGGUAAAGCAAUCUAGAACCGAAAUUAAGGAUGCCUGGUCCUUCCCACCUCGUCUCGGACGAGCCCCCCAAGAACUCAGCCAUCUCGAGGACCGAUCCCUUGGGGGGAAUGCCAAACACCACUUUAUAUGAUGACAGAAAUAGUGACCUCGGGUCCACCUCGUCUCCACUCCAUUCCAGCCAGAGCAACGACAGGAGGGCUCCUCUCCAGAACCUCAGCCUAGCCGGGAGGUCAGCCUCCUUGAGGACCGAUCCCUUGGAGGUGAUGCCAAACGUCACUUUAUACGAAGACAGGAUCAGUGACUCGGGCUCCGCCUCGCCUCCACUCCAUUCCAGCCAGAGCAGCAACAGAAGGACUCCUCUCCAGAGCCUCAGCCGAGCUGGGAGGUCAGCCUCCCAAAGGACGGAUCCCCUGGGGGGGAUGCCGAACGUCACUCUGUAUGAAGAAGACAGGAUCAGUGACUUGGGCUCCAUCUCAUCUCCACUCCAUUCCAGCCAGAGCAGCAACAGAAGGACUCCUCUCCAGAGCCUCAGCCGAGCUGGGAGGUCAGCCUCCCAAAGGACGGAUCCCCUGGGGGGGAUGCCGAACGUCACUCUGUAUGAAGAAGACAGGAUCAGUGACUUGGGCUCCAUCUCGUCUCCACUCCAUUCCAGCCAGAGCAGCAACAGGAGGACUCCUCUCCAGAGCCUCAGCCGAGCUGGGGAGUCAGCCUCCCCAAGGACCGAUCCCUUGGGGGGGAUGCCAAACGUCACUCUAUACGAAGACAGGGUCAGUGACUUGGGCUCUACCUCGCCUCCACUCCAUUCCAGCCAGAACGGCAACAGGAGGACUCCUCUCCAGAGCCUCAGCCAAGCCGAGAGGUCAGCCUCCCCAAGGACCGAUUCCCCGGGGGGGAUGCCGAACGUCACUCUGUACGAAGACAGGAUCAGUGAUUUCGGCUCCACCUCGCCUCCACUCCAUUCUGGCCGGAGCAACGACAGGAGGACUCCUCUCCUGAACCUCAGCCUAGCCGGGAGGAAAUCGACCAUCUGCAGAAGAGGCAGCCAAGAUGGACUUAGCCAAGUGUCCUUGUCCCUGGCAUCCUUCAGGAAGGAUUCCAUCGACCCAGUGAGGGAUUCCCAGCCCCAGAUCAUAGGGCUUGAUCUUGAGGAUGCCACCGAUUCGAUUCCAGGGCCACCUUCAGCAAAGGAUCAAGGGUAUGCCUGGAUUGUAGUUCUCAUGGUUUUCCUCUUAAAUACGAUAACAGCGGGGUAUGUAAAGAGCUUUGGUAUCACCUACAGCCUCAUACUGGAUUACUUCCCAGAGGCCACUGGAUCCCAGUCAGGUUGGAUCAUGGGUCUACUAGUUGGAUUCAGAGGACUGUUAGCUCCGGCCAUGGGUGCCCUAACCGUGAUCAUCGGUCCUCGGAAGUGUGUCGUGACUGGAGGGCUUCUCUGCGUUGCUGGUUUCCUGCUGGCUGUUCCGGCCUUCAACAUCCCUUACCUAGCUGCGACAUUGGGAGGUGUGGUAGGCAUAGGAAUGUGCAUGGCCGAGACCCCUGGCUUCCUCCUAGUCACCGACUACUUUGACCUUAAGCGAUCUCUUGCCAACGGUUUCCGUGCCGCCGGGAACCCAACGGGUGGAUUUAUCUUCUCCCCCUUGAUAGUCUUCUUGCAGCAGUACUAUGGCCUGAGGGGUGCCUUCUUCAUCAUCGCAGGAGUGAUGCUCCACCUGGUGAUCGUUGGGAUGCUCCUGAGACCCUACAGCUUGCACGAGAGGCUCGUCCAGGCGAUGUACUGGAAGGAGAAGCAGAAGGACUGCAACGUGUCCGACCUCCAGAUCAGGAAAAUGCAGCAAAGGUCCAUGGCUCUGCAGGAUGCUGGGAAAAAGAAGCCGCUGGACUUCACGUUCUUCAAGAACCCUGCCUAUCUGGUGUACCUCCUCACUAUGAUGUGCUCGGCUGCCGCGCUGCCCAACGCCAUCUUCUAUGCGUCCCUCUACGGCAGGGCGAUUGGCCUGACCGAUAUCCAGAAUUCCGCCUUUGCCUCCUAUGUAUCCUUCUGUGAUAUUAUCAUAAGACUCCUCUGUGGUUUCAUCUUCAACAUGGAGAAAGCCAAUAAGAGAUACGGGUUUAUUAUAGGGUUACUACUCGGUGGCAUCGGCUGCUUGUCAGUGCCACUGUGCACUAACAUGUGGCACCUUCUGUUCUUUGGCACCAUGUAUUCCCUCUGUAUGGCCUUCUACUGGACGCUGGUCAACGUCCUCUUGGCUGACCAGUUCGGAGGCGACGCAAUGGCCUCCACCUGGGGCUUCUUCAGGAUGUUCCAAGGAAUCUGUAACUUCAUGUAUCCUUCGCUCUUGGGUCUUGCAAUGGACGUGAGUGGAGGGGUCUCUGUGCCGUACAUUUUGAUGGGCUCCCUACUGAUAUUGGCAGCCCUAAUAUUUGCGGCCCAGCCCCUAGUUGCUAAACUCCCUGGGUCAAAGGUCAUUUUGUAGUGGAUCACGUUCGGGGGUGGGGAAGUUGUUCGGGGAUCAGACAAAGGCUUCCCCUGGUUUAACUUCUCGAAAAUUUACCAGGAUGGAUGUUGAUGCUAUUAUGACACAGAUUAGGAAGUUGUCAGUGAUGUUUGAACUUCUCUAAACCUUCCUGGAUGAAAUGACAGAUUAUGACUUUCUUUAGUGAUGUUUGAACUUCUCUAAAAUUCCUGGAUGGUAAAUUAUGUUACAGUAACUUAAUUGAGGAAGUUAGUGAUGUUCUAACUUCUCUAAAACUUCCCCAAAUGAAAGAUUAUGUGGUAGCAACGCAGAUUAGGAAGUUGUUGGUGAUAUUUUACUCGCCUUAAACUUCCAGGAAGUUAUCAGUGUAAAACUUCAGGAUCAAAGUAGCAUUCAUAUCUCUCUAAGGGAUUCCCUAAGAAUUGUAAAUAAAAGUUUAUCAGGCGUCACAAAUGCCAUGGUCACUGGCAACGAGACAGACCCCUGGAAAUGCCAUAGUGCCUUAGUUAACCUGUAUGGUUUAUGUACCUGGUCGUUAUUCUAGUGUGGUGGAUAGAAUAUGGCUUUGUUAGAUAAAUGUAUGUUGAAGAAACUUCAAACCCUCCAAGGUAUAUUUUUAGAAAAUAUUUAUGUGUAAAUAUAUACUUUGUAUGUGUGUGUGUGUGUGUUUCAGCAUAACUCAUAGACAGUGAUAUGUUAUGUACAAGAUAAUAUAUAUAUAUAUAU